UGUACCGGUAGCCCGGUAGGUAAUGUUUAUCGUGAAAGUAGUGCAACACAGGGCGCAUAGGAAUCGUGAUUGUGUCGAAGGAACUAGCUCUUCAUAGCUGUCGAUGUACAAAAUGUGCUCAUGACAUGCUGAAAACUGUUUAAAAUUUCAUUCAUAAAGCACAGUGAAACAGUGAAACUGCUAUGACUUUAACUAUUUACAGUGUUUAAUAAAUAACACACAGUUGAUUGGAAAAUUAUUUUUGGGUUGACAACGUGGGCAAUACGUUCCAUUAUAAAAUAGUGAUUUUUUCCAUUAGAAGAGGCAAAACUGUGUCGGUGACAGCAUCCCGAUCGAAGAAAUUACCUUGGCAUAUGUUCAUUCUAGAUUUUUAUGUCAUUUGUAACCUCGAAAAAGCGAGGAUUCUAACUGCGAGUUUGCCGUGAGAGAAUACUAAAUACCGCACCAUCAAAUAUUGAGAAGUUCUGGUAACCAACUCGAGAGGAUCGCGAUUGUGCCAUGCAGUUUCCACCUUGAGACCCGUAAAAGUUAAUUUCACACGGCUAUAAUAUCAUCAUAGUUAUCACAAUGAAACUAAUGAUUGGAGACGAAGAAGUUUGUGUCAAGAUCGGGAAUGACGGAAAAGAGGAGCUAUCCUGGCGCUGCUGGCUUCGAACAAUGUUUGCUGCAAGUGGCGCUAUGGCGGUUUUUGUUUUUACUGGAGUAACGGAGGCCCAGUCGGCAGUAAUGUUACCUCAGCUGAAACAAAAAGACAGUCCAAUUCAAAUCAGUGCGGAUGAAGAGACUUGGAUUGCCAGCCUCGGUAUUUUACUAACACCAGUCUCAGCUAUACUUGCCGGUCCUCUAGUUGAUGCAUUUGGGCGAAAGAAAGGACUCCAAGGUUUUUAUAUCAUCAUAGGGCUAGGUUUUGGUGUUAUUGCCAGCGCGAAAGAGGUUUACCAAAUCUACAUAGGGAGAUGCAUCUGUGCGUUUGCAGUUGGUAUGGAGCCGAUUGCAGUGAUUUACCUGGCAGAAAUCAGCACAAAGCGACAGCGAAGCCUCUUCUUUUCGCUGAUGGCGGCUAUGUAUUCGGGCGGUGUCACCAUCACCUACGUCAUUGGUGGUUUCCUACCAUGGAAUGUAGCGUCAGCCAUCUUCAGCCUCGGCUGUUUCGGUAUUUUCGUCGUUCAGUGCGUCACUCCUGAGUCUCCGGCGUGGCUUUAUAAAACCAAUCAGGUUGAGGCCUCGACGGAGAGUUACUUGCGGUUGGGUCGCUCCCACACGAAUAUCCUGCAGGAACUGGAGUCUCUAGGGUUGUCUUCGCAGCAGAGGACCGAGAAAUUCCACAUCCGAGCAUUUCUCGAGCCGACAGUCUGGAAACCCUUCCUCAUCCUGUCGCUGUUCCACAUCAUCCACUGCGGAGCCGGAAUCUACGACGUUUUAUUCUACACCGUUGAAUUCGUCGAGACUCUGGGCACGUCCUACGACCCUUUAGCCGUCUCUAUAUUCACGUCUGUGGCAAGAUUCAUAACCAACAUGACUGUUGGCCUAUACUUCACGGCGUCCUUGUCGCGGAGGUUCGCCACGAUUUUCUCGAGCUUUUUCAUGUGUUUAUCCCUCUUUGUUAUGGGAGUCUACGAGUAUCUAUACCGCGACGUUUCGGUUAAGCCGUUCGAUUGGGUUCCCGUGCUUUUCACUGUGGUCUCCGUCGUGUCCUGCUCCACGGGGUUGCUGAGCCUCCCGUGGUUGAUGCCCGGUGAGAUGUUUCCGCUGCAUGUUCGGGGGGUCAUGAACGGGGCUGCCUUCUUGGUCGGUUCUGCGUGUAUGUUCGUCACUCUGAAGCUCUACGCUUUCUGUAUGGAGACCCUUCAGAUAUGGGGCAUGUUGUUGAUGUUUGCUGGGCUCGCGUUCACAGGGGUCUUUUUUGGGAUGUUCGUCCUGCCCGAGACCCAGGGUAAGACAUUGUAUGAGAUCGAGCAAGGGUUCCUACCGACACAGAAAAAGCGAGAAAACGAGAUUUCCCCGAGUGGAAAGGUUGAAACGAUAACAUGAGGUGAUAAGUCAUUUGGGCCGAGUUUAUGAGAAGAGAACGUUGGUUCUCUACAACACACUUCCACAUUUUCGGAAAAAUUGAGAUGAGGAUGUCGAAUUUCACCAGUCGUUUACAUUUUCUUCCGCCAAAAACUCGAAAUCGAAAAAAUCAGUUGUAAAAAGGGAGGCUAAAGUUUAUUUUCUAAAUUGAGUCUUACGCAGGAAUAAAACUUCAAACCUAUUUUUCUCUUUUUUAACGUAAUGUGGGUUGGUGAAGAGAUGGAGAGAUGCCAGCUUCCGGAGGAUCUCUACCAUGACAGAUUCCUGUGGAGAGUAGGCGUCGCAGAGCGCCCUAGCGCGCCGUAAAAGCGGCUUAUACAUAAAUACAUGUGGGAUAGUUCCUUUCGGAUAAACUCGGUCAAUUUUAAAUAGGAGAUUCAAACUUAUAGAUCUGAGCGAACAACCCGCAAGACUAGUUUUUAAGUCUGCCCGUCGUGAAUUCGGUUGAAAAUAUUGUGAUUUGUCUACUUCUGUGGCGUUAACUACUAGGAAAAUUUUAGGAGAAGUAGACCUGACACGAAGCUGAUUGGCCGAGCAAGUUGUUUAUAUUUGAC
Bemisia tabaci is the source of this 2624-nucleotide messenger RNA. Lineage: Eukaryota; Metazoa; Arthropoda; Insecta; Hemiptera; Aleyrodidae. The record is from RefSeq and is a predicted model, not a curated record.